UUUUAUACUUUCCUUUCUACCGAAGUAUUCCCCCCCCCCCCCCGUACUUCUUUUGUGGCAUAAAAAGGGGGGAAUGGGGUUCAUUCGCAUGAUACCCCAUUCCUUGUCAUCAAUUCCCAUUCUUUCAUUUCAAAUAUUUCCUCUCUCUCUUUCUGAAGUGCUCUUCUUCUUCUUCUUGAUUUGGGUUUGUAUUGCAGAGAUGAGUGAUCCCAAAUAUGCAUAUCCUUACCCUGCUCAAGGUGCAGGUUAUUAUCAAGGCCCCCCAGUGAUGGCCCCACCUCAAUAUGCCCCACCUCAAUAUGCUCCUCCACCUCCACAACCCCCAAGGAGAGACACUGGUUUUCUUGAGGGAUGCCUUGCAGCUUUGUGUUGCUGUUGCCUGCUUGACGAGUGUUGCUGCGACCCCUCUGUAUUUUGUGUGUUCUAGACUUCUCAACAAAAUUGUAAUGCCAAAAACUUGUGUUAUUUUUCCAUUAUGUAUUACCAUAUUGGUGGUUGUGACGCGGGAAAUAAUUCAGUCGAUUUAUCAGUUGUAUCUUUUUUAAUUCAAAAUGCCUAGAAACACGGUUUUACAAUACAAUCGUGACCUAUUUGUUCG
Molecule: messenger RNA, 598 nt
Organism: Rhododendron vialii
Lineage: Eukaryota; Viridiplantae; Streptophyta; Magnoliopsida; Ericales; Ericaceae
Product: protein CYSTEINE-RICH TRANSMEMBRANE MODULE 11
Exons: 3
Coding region: 74-427 (117 amino acids)
Cellular component (GO): plasma membrane
Source: RefSeq, a predicted model, not a curated record